AUGACGCACGGGCGAGCUCUGGCUAAUGGGAACCAUGCCCUCCUCGGACUCUAUAAAGGGGGUGGACGCAGCAAGCUGGCUGUGACAGAUAAGGAACACUUCUCGGACACAGACGGCGCGCACACAAACACACAAGCCUCGCACUGACGCCAGUACAAGCAUUCAAACCCUGGGAACCCUAAGCGUGCGGAAAAUCCCCCAGGCAAGUUCGGUGGCUGCGCUCCCAAGCUGGCUAUGGAAGGCGUCCCAACUUCCCCUAGAGCGGAACGACGGCCGCAGCGGGCUCCAGCCCCUCUCCUGCCCUCCAGGCAGAUGGAGAAGGCUGGCAGUGCUCGCACACCAGCGGAGAGGCGGCGAGGCGCCCAGUGCAACGGGUAUGCUGCGAAGGAGCAACCCCGGCCAGAGCGGAGUGAGCCAGAGGAAAAGCCCCGGGGCCAGGAGGAAAAGAGAGCCCAGCAGAUGGACUAUUGGAAGACGGAGCGGACUCGCAGCGUGGAGGAUAACGAGCUGAACCUGCCGAGCCUGGCGGGCGCUUACUCCACCAUCCUGCGCUCCCUGGGUGAAGACCCCGAGCGGCAGGGGCUGCUCAAGACCCCCUGGAGGGCGGCAACGGCCAUGCAGUUCUUCACUAAGGGCUAUCAGGAGACCAUUGCAGAUAUCCUGAAUGACGCUAUAUUUGAUGAAGACCAUGAUGAGAUGGUGAUUGUAAAGGACAUAGACAUGUUUUCAAUGUGUGAACAUCACUUAGUGCCAUUUGUUGGAAAGGUUCAUAUAGGUUAUCUUCCUAACAAACAACUCCUUGGCCUCAGCAAGCUUGCCAGGAUUGUGGAAAUCUAUAGUAGGAGAUUACAAGUUCAAGAGAGACUUACAAAACAAAUUGCUGUAGCAGUCACAGAAGCCCUCCGGCCAGCUGGAGUUGGAGUGGUUGUUGAAGCAACACAUAUGUGUAUGGUAAUGCGAGGGGUACAGAAAAUGAACAGCAAAACUGUCACCAGCACAAUGUUGGGUGUAUUCCGGGAAGAUCCAAAGACCCGGGAAGAAUUCUUAACACUCAUUAAGAACUGAAUUGGAGGCAAAUGAAAUAUGAUCUGAAGAUUGUACUGCUAGUGGCAUUGUCUGUCUGUACAUUAUAUUUAAAGUGUUGCAGUAGUGAGAUCCUUUUUGUCAUUAACCGUCACUGAAAAAUAUUUAUAGGAAAUAAAAAAUAAUAGAGAAGCCCUGUGGUUUAUCCUUGCCACCUUUUUAGCAGUAAUGGGGAAGAAAGUUGCCCGUUGAAUUUAAGGUUCAUAAAACUGUCACCCAGAUAAACUGAGGAUACUAGGACUCAGACGAGAAUUUAUUUUAUCAAAGUAGCCUGCUUAUUUAUGAUGCAAUAAAUGUGAGCAUCAGGGAGGGGAUAUUGGGGGAAAUUAUAUUAAUCGUAGUAAGUUAAAAUGGUGCCAGUUCUCUAAGUGCUUAAAAAAAUCUAAGUAUGUGAUGGCAUUGCUGUACUGAUUGAUGAUUCAGCAAUGCUCACUUUAUUGUGUCAAUUAAACCUGUCGUUUAUAAUAAUUUUUUUAAAAUGUCCUAUGUUUACUUAUUUUUGGCCAAGUUGUGCCUUUGGUCAUGAAUUGUUAAAAGAGCCGUACUUUGGAUUUUAUUAUGAAUUAGUUAUAAAAACACUAUUCUUUUAUUCAGCUGCCGGGAAUUGUUUCCUAGAAUUGUUUACGGAUAUAUUCUCAUGUCAACAUGCAGGGAUUUAUACAUUUAACUCUCUGUGCCUUGAUGAGAAUGUCACAUUAUUUAGAUUGUAGUAACAUUGAUUUUUAAACAAUUUUUAGUAAGAGAUUUAGUGUUACUGAGUAGGAGACUCAAAACUUUUAUUUGAUUACUGCUCAUUAGUUUCACAAAAUAUUUUUAUAAAUAUUGCCAGGAAACUUGAACUAUUCUCAUCUUUUCCAAUUCUGUAGAAUGACAGACUUCAUGGACCCAAGACUUAAGCCAAGUCAUUCAACUAUAAGUGUUUUUAAUCCAUGACCAAUGUUCUAAUGAAAGCUUCUGUCAAUGGUCUUUGUAAAAGCACCAGCAGAAGUAUUACUACUGUUAGUAUGUGGUAGUAAUAUGUUGUCUUCAGUGUGGCUAAGAUGAGCCAAGCAAACUUUUGUUCGCCAGUUGGUGGAGGUUAUUUCAGCAUAGGAAAGUUUUCCUUUAUUAAUGGACAACUUGAAUUUGGUAUCACUGGGGCAUAGAGGCCCAAACUAAAAAAGAUUCUUUUAUUGCUGAUGAGUCAUUAUUGGAUUAUGGGUUUAAAAAUCAUAGAUUUUUGCCUCCUUUCUGAAGCUUAAAUAAUUGUUCUUCAAAUAUGUCCCAUUACUAAGAAAAGAAUUAAGUUAUCAUGAUCUAAGAAUCAAUUUAAAAGCAAGUGUUUAGUUAUAUAUUGAACUAGUGUAUCUUUACAUUGCUGUAUUCUUCUACUUCUGAUCCAUUUUGCUUUUUAGAAGGUAAGAGGAAAGACUUUUUAAAGAACAAUCUCUCUACUUCUAGUAAUAAAUAUCUUUUCCCUGACUUUCAGUAGCUUAACAAAUUGCAAACAAAAUAAAAACCAAAAAACCCCCCCAAGUCAGGCUUGUCUCAAUUGGCAGUACCUCUAUAACUCUCCCCUAACCUUAUACAAUUAUUUCUCAGUUGUUUCUCUCACUCAGUAUUUUGACCUAACCUUUUAAAAGUAGGAUUUCCAAGCCUCAAAAACCAAGUCUGAGUUGUUUGAUAUUAUUUUAAAGCAAACACUGAUAUGAGCUGGAGGACAGAAGGAAUCUUUAGCUGUAAAAUUCAUCUUUCUGUAGUCAUUUGAAAUCCAUUUCCCUUUUUGUUUAUGUCCUCUUUUAGAGAGUUUUCCUGCAGGGCCAUUGCAAAAAAAAAAAAGAAGCCAUAGGCUAUUCCUAUCUCUCUGUAGUAAAGUCAAAAUGAUUAGCCUGCUACCUGUUUUGUUUUUCCCAUGAGCUGCCUUUCAAAUAUACCUCUUUGUUUCCCUUGGCCUUAGAUUAUGUUUAUUGUUUAGAUUUUUAGAAUUUGAUGCACUUAUACUAUGUAUUUGAUUCAAAUGAAGCUUGUUUAAAUUUUA
Messenger RNA from Phascolarctos cinereus (koala), 3100 nucleotides. RefSeq names its product GTP cyclohydrolase 1 (gene GCH1). Gene Ontology annotation, cellular component: cytoplasm. Gene Ontology annotation, biological process: tetrahydrofolate biosynthetic process; tetrahydrobiopterin biosynthetic process. Gene Ontology annotation, molecular function: GTP binding; GTP cyclohydrolase I activity; zinc ion binding. Lineage: Eukaryota; Metazoa; Chordata; Mammalia; Diprotodontia; Phascolarctidae. The record is from RefSeq and is a predicted model, not a curated record.